AUGAGUGGAAACGGUACACCCGGCCCUGAGUCAUCGGCCCCUGAGUCCAAGACCUCAAAAAGACCAACCAGCCCGACGGCCAGCAAAAAGGUUCCUAGUAGACCCAAAGACAUGUCGACGCAAGUAGCCCCUGCCGGUAGCCAGCCGCCGAAGUCAUUGCCCGAUUUUAUCGAGGAGAGAAACAAACUUUUCGACGAGCUCAAGAAACAGCGUGACGAGGAACUGGCCAGUAAGGAGAAACCCGCCAUUCAAAUCAAACUCGUGGCGGCGCCUGGCCAGGAAACCACCGUCGAGGGCAAAGCCUGGGAAACCACUCCCGGCCAACUACUCAAGAAUGUCCCCAAGGAGCGAGCGGGUCAGAUCGUAGUCGCCAAAGUCGACGACAAGCUAUGGGAUCUUGACCGACCGCUCGAGAAGGACAGCAAAGUCUCGUAUCUGACCUUCGACGACCCCGAAGGUCGGGAUGUCUUCUGGCACUCGUCAGCACACGUGCUCGGCGAAUGUGCGGAACACGAAUACGGCUGUCGACUGUCCCACGGACCUCCCACGGCCAUGGGGUUCUUCUACGACAUGGCUAUGGAGCCAGGUCGCUCGGUGAAAGAAGCAGAGUGGCCGUCUCUGGAGAGCCGGGCCAAGAAGUUCGCCAAGGAGAAGCAGGCGUUCGAGCGACUGGAAGUGUCCAAGGACGACCUGCGCAAGAUGUUCGGCUACAGCAAGUACAAGAUGCACUACAUUGAGAAGUUCAUCCCCGAUGGCGAAUCGUCGACGGUGUACCGCAACGGCACGCUCGUCGAUCUCUGCCAGGGCCCACACAUCCAAAACACGCGCAAGAUCGAAUCGUUCAAGAUCAUGAAGAACAGCUCAGCGUAUUUCCUGGGCGACCAGAGCAACGACUCACUGCAGCGGAUCCACGGCGUGGCGUUCCCGACCAAACAGCAGCUGAAGGAGUGGGAGCACUUUCUCGAGGAAGCCAAGAAGCGAGACCACCAAGUCAUCGGCCAGCAGCAGAAGCUAUUCAUGUUCAGCAAACUGUCGCCCGGGUCGCCGUUCCUGCUUCCGCACGGCACCCGCAUCUUCAACGCCCUCCAACAAAUGUUGCGCGAACAAUACUGGGACCGCGGCUACCAGGAGGUGCAGACGCCCAACAUGUACGACGUCGAGCUGUGGAAGACGUCCGGCCACUGGCAGCACUACCAGGACGACAUGUUCCGCGUGGUGGUCAAAGACGACACAGCCGAGCCCAUGCCGCUGGCCGACCAGAAACCCGACGGCAAGCCGAUCGCAGAGCCCAAGGACAAGGACAAGGACAAGGGCGUGUUCGCGCUCAAGCCCAUGAACUGUCCAGGCCACUGUGUCAUGUUCCGCGACGAGGAGCGUUCAUACCGCGAACUGCCGUGGCGAGUGGCCGACUUUGGCGUGCUGCACCGCAACGAAGCCUCGGGCGCGUUGUCAGGUUUGACCCGUGUGCGCAAGUUCCAGCAAGACGACACCCACAUCUUCUGCACCAACGACCAAGUCCAAGCCGAGAUCGAGGGUCUGUUCAAUUUCAUGGAGCACGUCUACGGCCUGUUCGGCUUCCCCUUCAAGUUCAAGCUGUCCACCCGCCCGGAAGGGUACAUGGGCACAUUGGCCGAGUGGGACUCGGCCGAGGCCCGUCUCAAGCAGGCGCUGCAAAACUUCCGCGGCGACGACUGGGAGUUGAACGAGGGCGACGGCGCCUUCUAUGGACCCAAGAUCGACGUCACCAUCUCCGACGCCUUGAAACGCGAAUACCAGUGCGCCACCAUCCAGCUCGACUUCCAGGGUCCUCAGAACUUCAAGCUCGAAUACCGUACCGGCGAGGGCGCCGAGGCCGUGCAGACGCAGUCGUCCGAGCGUGAUGCAAAGGGUCUCGCUCCUGGCAUGGCUCGGCCUGUCAUGAUCCAUCGUGCCAUCAUCGGCUCCUUUGAGCGUUUCAUCGCCAUCCUGUGCGAGCAUUUCGCUGGCAAGUGGCCCUUCUGGCUGUCUCCGCGCCAAAUCCUCGUCAUUCCCGUCAUGAAGGCCGCCGAGGACUAUGUCCGUGAAAUCCAGUCCAUCUUCCACAAGGCCAGAAUGUAUGUCGACAUCGACGUCAGUGGAAACACCUUGCAAAAGAAGAUUCGGUCUGGCCAGCUGGCCCAGUACAACUUCAUCUUUGUCGUCGGUGCCAAAGAACAAGAAACCCGCACCGUCAAUAUCCGUAACCGUGAUGACCCGGCCACGCAGAAGAUGGGCGAGCUCAUCCCGCUGGAGAAGGCACUGGAGAGACUGGUCGAGCUACGUGAUGAGAGACGGCUGGAAAACAAGAUUGACAUGACCCAUUAG
Molecule: messenger RNA, 2343 nt
Organism: Capronia coronata CBS 617.96
Lineage: Eukaryota; Fungi; Ascomycota; Eurotiomycetes; Chaetothyriales; Herpotrichiellaceae
Product: threonyl-tRNA synthetase
Exons: 2
Coding region: 1-2343 (780 amino acids)
Biological process (GO): threonyl-tRNA aminoacylation
Cellular component (GO): cytoplasm
Molecular function (GO): threonine-tRNA ligase activity; ATP binding
Source: RefSeq, a predicted model, not a curated record